GAAAGCUUCUUGUUUUGGGGAUUGGAAAGAGAGAGAAGCUUCUUCUUUGUAGUUUAGAGAGAGAGACUCCUUCUAUAGAGAUUCGCUUAGUCGUUGCUUCCCGCGUUAAAACAGUAGACAAAAGCAGCAAGCUUCUUCGCCGUUGCUUCGUGCGUUUCAGAUCAAAGCUAGGGCUUAUCAACGCUUUCUAAAGGAUCAAAGCUAGUGUUUUUCUGAGGAUUUCUCUUCUUUGGUACAAAAACCCCAUCCUUAUUGAAAUUUCAGCCCACUUGAGCUUGGUUAUUUGAUCUCUACUCAAACCAGUAGAUAUUUCGAAGAGUCUCAGAAAACCCAUAAAGAAAAUGCCCAAAACAGAGUAAAGAGGGACCUUUUCUGUGAAAUUAAACCGGAAAAGGGAGUAAAAGAGGGCGCUUUCUGUGAAAUUAAGUUUGUAAAAGGACUAAAAGGAGGAGCUUUUAGUGAAAUUGAGGAUCUCGAAAGGGGUUUCUAGCAAUGGGAGGAAAGAUGAGUAAGAACGGUAACCCCAGUGCAGUGCUACAAUUCGAUGGAAAUCUCCAAUAUGUCUCAGAAUUGUUCUCCUAUGAAGAAGCCUGUAAGCUCGAUCCCGAGUUAGAGUUCUUCGAUAGCAAUUUACAGGCCCAAACAAAACAAGCCAUUAACAAAUUAGCAGUUGGGGUGGAAGUCAGAUCUCUCUCUGUUGAAUCUCUGAAGGAUGUGAUCUCUUGUCUCCUCGAAAUGAACCAGGAGGUUGUCAAGGUAAUUUUAGAGCGCAAGCAGGACAUUUGGAAAAGCCCUGAGCUUUUUGACCUUGUUGAGGAGUACUUCAACAACAGCUUACAAACCAUGGAUUUCUGCACUGCCCUCGAAAAAUGCCUGAAAAGGGCAAAGGAUGGUCAGAUGAUUAUCCAAGUUGCCCUCCAACAAUUUGCUGAAGCUGGGGAGGGCCAUCACCAAAAGACCCUCGAGGAAUUAAGGAGUUUCAAAAUGGCAGCUAGCCCAUUCACUGAGGAGUUCUUUACUCUCCUUCAGUCAGUUUAUAGCCAACAAGUCUCUAUGUUAAAGAAAUUGGUGGCCAAAAAGAGCAAGCUCGAUAAAAAACUAAAGUCUAUUAAGGUCUGGAGAAGGGUAUCAAGCAUUAUUUUUGCAUCUGUUUUUGCCACUGUUUUGAUAUGUAGUGUAGUGGCAGCUGCUGUGGCCGCACCACCUGUUGCCGCAGCAUUGGCCGCUGCGAGCGCGAUCCCUAUUGGCUCUGCCGGUAAAUGGGUCGACUCUUUAUGGAAGAAUUAUGAGGUUGCCUUAAAGAGUCAAAAGGAAGUGAUAAAUUCGAUGCAUGUUGGGGCUUAUGUGGCCAUCAAGGAUCUUGAUAACAUACGUGUUCUUGUUGAUCGAUUGGAGAUUGAAAUUGGGUCUUUGUUGCAAAAUGUGGAUUUUGCAUUGCAAGCGCAGGAUGCCAUCAAAUUGGGGAUUGAGGAGAUAACCAAGAAGUUUGAGGUGUUUACUAAGAGUAUCGAGGACCUUGAUGACCAUGCAACUCGAUGCCAUAGGGACAUUCAAAGGGCGAGAACUGUGGUUUUGCAGAAGAUCAUCAAGCACCCUAGUUGAGGUUUUACUUUCUGACAAUUGUGGGUUUCUUGGAUUUCUCUUCUCGUGGCCAGAAAAAGCUUGGUACAGGGUACCUUUUGUUUGUUGUUUAAUGUUUCUCUUUAAUUCCAAUAGUAAUUUAAGGUUUAUAUGUCUGGGUAUGUCACCCAGUAUGAAUUAACAGUAAUUUGAGGCUGCUUUUUUUUUUUUUUCUCAUUGUACUUUUCUUUAACAACUUGGGUCAUCUUCUUUUUCUCAAAAAAUUGAGGUCCUCUUCAGAUGCUGUCUUGUAGAACAGUGAGGAAGAAGUGGAACUGUUAUGUAUGAGACCUGGUUGUUGUAUCCAUCUUAACUAUAUUUUUCUGAUGAUA
Amborella trichopoda is the source of this 1952-nucleotide messenger RNA. RefSeq names its product UPF0496 protein 1. Lineage: Eukaryota; Viridiplantae; Streptophyta; Magnoliopsida; Amborellales; Amborellaceae. The record is from RefSeq and is a predicted model, not a curated record.